AUGUCCCAACAGAAGACAAAUAUGAAGGGAUGGACUUGUGCCAUUCUGCUCCUUCUUGCUUUUACCACAUUGAUCUCGUAUUCCUUUGCGGAAACACUUCAAUCAGGAGUUAUUUGUAUUAGUAAUGAUGCUUCUUGGUGGCACGCCACUCUUCGUACGGGUAAACCAGAUCUACAAGUUGAACUCUUUUUGAAACUUCAAGGCUACAGUGAUGUUUCUCACAACUUUGUUGGUGGUAUUCAAUUUAAAGUCAUGGAAAAGUCGGGACCUGCUUUUGGAAGACAAUCGGCUAUUGCUGGUGUGGAAUUACACGGAGGAUAUUCUGUUGAUGAAGAGGCUGGUAACAUGACCAUCUCAUCUCUUGCUUGUACUGUUUUGGUGAACAGUAAUUACGGAAUGGAUAAUGCUGCUAUUUGUAACAAGUUCAGCAAUUUGUUUGCUUCUCACAAUUUGUUAUUUACUGCAAUUGGAGAUUGUGAUGGAGUUUCUCUCAACGGGUUUAGUUCUUCUUUUUAUAAGAAGGCUGUUUCAUUUAUGGCAUCUUCCGAUCCAGCAACAAUUUGUGAUUUCCGUGGAGCCAGUGCUGGUAAGGUUGACAAUUGGUGGUACACAAGCAACAAGAGAGUCUAUGAUUCAAAGAAUUCAGUGAGAGAAGACGUUUUCUUUAAAGUUGAUAGUGAUAAUAAGAAGUUUACCAUGUCACAAGUUGCAUAUUUGAAGGAAAGUGGUGUUGUUGACUGCAACGUGAACAAACUUAUUGCAACAUUCAAAGGAAACUUCUAUUUCAAUAACCAACUUUCUGUCAUUGUUGCCAAUCACACCGAAUGUCAAAUGAUUCAAGGUUCUGAUUAUCCUGGAUGCAAUUUGUGUACUAAUGGUCACAAUUUCUUCUUGAACGGUCCAGUUCAUUGGCUCUCAAAUUCUACCUGUACAAAUUGGAUCUAUGAAAGCGGAGCUCCAGAUAGUGGAGUUGAUGUUUUGGACUUUUCUUUCACUGUCACCACUCUGCAACCACCUACUUCUGAAUCUGAGGUUACCAUGCUCAUUAUUGCUAUUGCAAUCAUUGUUUGUAUUCUCGUCUUUUUGAUUCCUUUCAUAAUCAUUGUUUGGAGAGAUUGCAGAAGAUACAGAGAAGAAAAACUCAGAGGUGGUGCCCAACAACUCUAA
Molecule: messenger RNA, 1167 nt
Organism: Naegleria fowleri
Lineage: Eukaryota; Heterolobosea; Eutetramitea; Acrasida; Naegleriidae
Exons: 1
Coding region: 1-1167 (388 amino acids)
Source: RefSeq, a predicted model, not a curated record